Messenger RNA from Dacryopinax primogenitus, 3335 nucleotides. RefSeq lists its product as uncharacterized. Lineage: Eukaryota; Fungi; Basidiomycota; Dacrymycetes; Dacrymycetales; Dacrymycetaceae. The coding region runs from base 2235 to 3335 and encodes 366 amino acids. The transcript is spliced from 4 exons. The record is from RefSeq and is a predicted model, not a curated record.
AGCAUUCGCGCACGACCCUAACAAAUGGGCUCGGGCAAUCGACUGGUAUCGAACCUAUCCCGACGAACUCUUUUAUCUCCAGAGGCUCGUUCAGGAGCCAGAGCCCGACGACGGUUAUUUCCUGUUUUGCCGGUGUGAAAGCGCAACGCUGGGUGAACUGCAAGCCACCCUCGAAUACUUCAACGGUCCUCCUGGGUUUCGACCCUCUCCCUUCUGGAACGAGCAGGGACGAGGCGGGCCUCCGCCUUAUGAUGCAAUAGAUGUUACCUGUGUUCUCGAUGCCUUGAGCACUCUGGAAAUCACUGGCAGGAUGCCGCUUGCAUUUGGAGACAAGCGGCACACAUGGAAUCUGGUCGUCGCUCGAUGCCGGCAACAUCCCGCCGAGCUCAACUGGAUUCGGUACCGUGUUCAAGUGUCGCGCUUUUAUCACUACAUGUAUGAGCGUUUUGAAUCAUCCGUUUUCGCAGAAAUGGAGGCGACGGUGGACUUGUUUAGCUUCCCACCGCCCUACGUACGACUUUCUCCCGUCUGUGAACAAGCACAAGCAAGAGGGGAUCCUCUACCUUAUCCUCCACCUUAUCAAGCCACGGACAUGUUCAGGUCUAGUGGCUCUUUGAUCCCUCUGGGACAUCAGGCCUGUGAGCCGCCAACGAUAGCGCCGCUCUUGUCUCGCUGGUGGUCCUGGUUUUGGCAAGCGUGGUUUUGGAUGUCAUAGGGCUUCAUAACAACUAUUUGGUCAGUCCAAGGAUGUCAUUCAAGAUCUACCUGGAUGCCUUACCAGAACAGUCACCCAUCACGCAGCUACUCUCCCUCCUAUCCCAAACUUCCCUCUUCUUUGCUCUCCUCCCCUUUCUCCCUCCUACAUCAUUCGUCCCCACCCACUCCACCACCACUGCCAACACUCCUGCCCCACACAUAAGGAGAGGGAACGUUGGUGCCCACCCCACUCUCUCCCUGCGAGCCGAAAUCAGCCGAAGACAACAAUCAGGAGCAGAGCCAAACAUCCCCCAGCAGGGAGGAUGACUGGCAGCGCAGACCCAUUAAACACGCAAGAGAGCACUCAUCCAAAUCUCGAAAGCCAAAGACGUCAACCAAGUGCCCCACUCUCCCUUCCUCGGCUCCCAACCGCCCAACGCUGUACCCUGGUCCUCCCUGCCUCUGUUUGACCAGAAGAAGCUCUUCAACUGUCUUGCACAGCAGCUCACCGUCCUCCCCCUAGCGGACGUGAGCCUCACGUAUGCUGUCCAUCCCCAAAGUCAGGCGGAGAUGAACCCGACAAUGAUCCCCCUCCCUGUGAGCCAAAAGAGGUCCGUAUUUGGAGGCCGUUUGUCCCGGAGGCGGAGCGUGCGCAGGUGGAGCUGGAGCUGGAGAGAGCAGGGCAUGCGGCCAAGACGCAGGGUUCGGAGGGGAGGAGGACCCUCCGUAAGGCUGUUACUUCAUUACCGGGACAGCCGGUGGUGGGACAUCAAGUUGGGAGCAUAUGACUUGUGGAACGGACACCGCACCUGUCACAGCUACAAACACGGCUGGAACCAAAACUGCAAUCGAAGGACACCUACAAACCGGCCCAGAUACAUCAUCCCUCCCCAUCUGGGGCGACCUCCCAUAGCGUUUCUUCUUAUCGACCUUUCCUCGACCCGAUUCGAUUCGGUUCGAUUCACAUUGGUCCCUCUCGAGUCGUUCAUUCCACCCUAUCCUAUUUCCUUCCAUUUGACCGCAGGCGGGCGCUGCAUUUGACGACCACUUGCUGCCCUUUGUGCGCAUGACAAUUUUCGACUUGAUUACUUUCAGUCUCGACUUGUACAUUCGACAUUCAAGUUGGACAUUCGAUAUUCGACAUCCCGUCGCAACAUGACAGCUGGUAUCUGACGUCCGACCGAUCUCAGCCGGACUAACUUGCGUACGUAACCCACCGCCGACUACUAUCACCCUUCAAUAUUUUGUUUUGACUUGUACAAAAGGUUCCGAAGCAAUCUAUAUGUUUGUGAGACGGAAGGACCGCCUCCAUGUGUCAGAUCAUGUGCCGGAUCCAGCCGGCCCCGCGGCCACAAGUCGCCUUCCGCAUCGAGCAAAGUUUGUUGGGUUGCCAUUCAGGUCGCGACUCUUGGCAGACGGUCGGAUCCUCGGCUCCGGUAUGUGUGUAGCAUCGUGUCGCGGAUCCGGGCGGAAAGGCUUUCCGCCUCUCUCAGCUCUUCACCUUUAUUUAUGUUUAAAACAGCGGGAUAGAGGGAGACAUGCCUUGUACAUCAAUUCCGACGGCAUUUGCCGACCAUCCUCGCAAAUGCGCUCGGGCCAUCGAUUAUUACCCGAAGAACUCCGACGAACUCUUUUAUCUUCAUAGGCUCGUUCAGGAUGCCGACAACGAAUAUUUCAUGUUUGGCGUGGAAGAAAGAGCUACGUUAGGCGAACUGCAGGCCAUCCUCGAGUACUUCAACGGCCCUCCUGGUUUUCGGCCCUCUCAGCUCUGGGAUGAGCAGGGACGAGGCGGUCCUCCAUCGUAUUAUGCAAUAGAUCUUACCUGUGUCCUCGCCGCCUUGAGCGCACCCGGAAACAUCGGCAGGAUUCCCACUGGAUUUGCGGAUAACAAGUCCCACUGGCCUCAGAUCGUCGCUCGAUACCGGCAGCACCCCGGCGAGCUCAACUACAUUCGGCUGCGUGUUCAAUGGUCGCGCGCUCAUCACUGCAUGUAUGAUCGACUUGAUUCAAUCUGUUUCGCAGAAAUGGAGGCGACAGUGGACUUCUUUAGCUUCCCGCCGCCCUACUGUCGACUUUCUCCAGCCCUGCCCUGGUCUGCCCCCCCUCCCCCCCUAUCUCCUACAACGUCAUUCAAGUUCUAUCCCGACCCCACUACCACCACGCUCCUCGAGUUCCCUCCCUCCACUCUCCCACUUCCCACGUCUCGGCCUUCCUGUCUUCUCUCCCUUCUACCUACUCCCUCCUACAUCUCCACCUUCCACUGCGCUACCGCUAUGUACCGACACACUUGUCCUGAGUACAAAGAAGGAGAACAUUUACACCAUGACCGGCCUCCCCGCGAGCUGACGCCUACUAAAGUCAAAACUCAAGAGCAGAGCCAGACAGCCCCGCGCAGUGAAUAUGACCAGCGCGCCCGCCCAGACCGCCCAAACACACAGAAGGACGCUCAUCCAAACACCGAAACUCAAGCUCUCGUCCAAGCGUCCCCUCUCUCCCUCCCUCCGCUCCCCAUCUCCGCUGCUGGCCUCUGGCCUUCCGCCUCAUUAUUCAACCCCAAAGAGCACUUCAACUGCGUGGCCCCGCAACUCAUCAUCCUGCUUCCUAACGGACGUCAGCUUGACAUGCGUUGUCCAGCCUGA